AUGACCAACCAAAAAUCGACAAUAACUGUUGCAAGUGGGCCAGCAGCAGUAAUCACCACCACCAAUAGUGCUGCUGUGCUGCCCCGAUCUGUUCAUCGGGCUCUUCAAAAUUUUCUACUGAUCUGGCUUGAUGCCGAUUUCGAUGAAUCCAAAGAGAAUUAUAAAACAUCAAUACAACAUCUACGACAUAUUGUAGCAACAAUCACAACAUUUACAGAUGUUGAUCAAUGUGUUGAUUUUAUCAGUGACAUUGAAGAUGAAAAAAUAUUCGUGAUUGUGUCUGAUGCACUGGGACAACAUAUCAUACCAGAAAUUCAAAUAUUGCCACAAUUACACUCAAUUUAUGUUUUCUGUGACAAUCAAUCGCUUCAUCAGCAAUGGGCCAAAACAAUACCUAAAGUGAAAGGUGUAUACACACAAAUUGAACCAAUUUGUGAAACAUUAAAAAUCGAUCGUGAACAUUGCGAUCAAGGUAUGAUCCCGAUCAGCUAUCAUGGAAUUGAUGCGUUAUUUAUGUAUACGUAA
Rotaria sordida is the source of this 525-nucleotide messenger RNA. Lineage: Eukaryota; Metazoa; Rotifera; Eurotatoria; Philodinida; Philodinidae. The record is from the annotation of a GenBank genome assembly.